Hypomesus transpacificus is the source of this 2092-nucleotide messenger RNA. It is a transcript of the gene rbm24b, whose product is annotated as RNA binding motif protein 24b. Gene Ontology annotation, molecular function: mRNA 3'-UTR binding. Gene Ontology annotation, cellular component: cytosol. Bases 149 to 925 code for a protein of 258 amino acids. NCBI's taxonomy places the organism in Eukaryota, Metazoa, Chordata, Actinopteri, Osmeriformes, Osmeridae. The transcript is spliced from 4 exons. The record is from RefSeq and is a predicted model, not a curated record.
GCUGAAACAGAUCUUCUGUUAAACAGGUGUCGGGAAUCAUUCGCUCCAAAGACAAGCAUCCCGGACCAACACUUUCUUUUUUAAUUUAAACUUUGGUGUUUUUCAGUGUUCAAUAUAGUGGAAACAUUGUUUCCAACCCCUUGCACAAAUGCAGAUGAUGCACUCAGCACAGAAAGACACAACCUACACGAAGAUCUUUGUUGGGGGUCUUCCAUAUCACACCACGGACUCCAGUCUCAGGAAGUAUUUUGAGGUGUUCGGUGACAUCGAUGAGGCUGUUGUUAUCACAGACAGACAGACGGGAAAAUCAAGAGGUUAUGGAUUCGUGACGAUGGCAGACCGGGCGUCCGCAGACAGAGCUUGUAAGGACCCCAACCCCAUCAUCGAUGGGAGGAAGGCCAACGUGAACCUGGCCUACCUGGGAGCCAAGCCCAGGGUCAUGCAGCCAGGUGAGGGCCUGGACGCCCUGGCUGAGGGCUGCGCCACAGGUUUUUUUCACAACUUGGACGACCAAGGGUUCUCAUUCGGAGUGCCUCAGAUCCACCCGGCGUUCAUCCAAAGGCCUUAUGGGAUUCCAGCUCACUACGUCUACCCCCAGGCCUUCGUUCAGCCCAGCAUGGUCAUUCCUCACGUCCAGCCCACUGCAGCGGCGGCUACUGCCGCUGCCUCCUCCCCAUACCUGGACUACACCGGCGCGGCCUAUGCCCAGUACUCUGCUGCUGCUACUGCUGCAGCUGCAGCUGCCGCCUACGAGCAGUACCCUUAUGCUGCCUCCCCAGCUCCAGCUGGCUACAUGACCACAGCCGGGUAUGGCUACGCUGUGCAGCAGCCACUGGCAGCCGCUGCCACCCCAGGAGCAGCAGCGGCGGCUGCAGCCUUUGGCCAGUACCAGACCCAGCAGCUCCAGACAGACCGCAUGCAGUAAGCACUGUGGAGGCAGGUUUACCGUCAAGGGUGGGUCAUGCAGUACACACCCCCGGGACAUGACGAGGGAGAGGUUAGUGUUAGCAGAGGGACAGCUGAGAGGAGAGGGUGAGGAUGAUGAGGAUGAUGAUGGUGGAGAGGUUGUUGUUGGCAGCACUGUCAUCUCUUCUGCCCCAAGAACUUGAAGAGGAUCACCAGGAAAGGAAACAGCAGAAACGUUACCUUAUUAUUCAAUUAUCAGUAUUGUCUUGUCAUUCUAGUAUGAAUAUUUAAUAUUUAUUCAGAAGUAAGAAAAAACAUAUUAAUCCUUAUUUAAGUAGCAGACUCCCCGAAAACCACUGAUGCAUUUUGUACGUAAAAUGAUAUUGAAAUGGUUAACGUUUAUUGCAAUGUAUAGUUUUAUAUGUCCUUCACAAGUGCACUCAAGUCUGACAAUCAGGUUGUUUUUAAAAACAUGUCUAAAUAUAGCUAAACAAACCAAAUAAAGACCUUAUUGCAAACAAGGAAUACAACUGUAGACCCAUGGUACAAAUAACUAAUCUCAUGUUUCCAUAUCCAUACUUAAUGAUCAAUGUUAAACUAUGCAACGCUAACUUCAGUAAAUAUCAAAGGGGCUUUGGUAUGAUAAUACGUAUACUUAUUUGCUGGUGAUCGUAUUGUUUGCAGCCUCCAAAGAACACAUAGCAGAUAGCCACAUGAACAGAGAUAUAUUUCAGUUCGUUGCCCAGUGUCUCUUCUCUUUUGAUCAGUUCAGACAUCGGAAUGGGAGUACACUGGACUUGAAAUCCAGCUCAAUGUUUUGUGAAUUUCUUUUUCAGACUGAAAAUAAUGUUCUUCAGAGAAUGUUUUCCCACUGUGCCUUUAAAUGUUGGUACUAUUGUAUUUAUUAAGGAACUUUCCAUUUUGUGCGGACUCUUUAGCAAUUUGGAGUCAUCAGGAUUAUGGAUGGGUACUUUUUGUUCCUCUUUAUGUACUGUACCAUACAGCUGUUGAAGGAUCAGGUGUGCUAUUCUAAUUUCAUAACUGGAAUUUACUGUAUAAUUAUAUAUUUGGAAAAACAAAAACCUGCAACAAAAGGCAGUGGAUUUAUACCUUUUCUAUCAAACUAUUUUCCCCCAUACUUUUGUAAAAUUUUAAAUUGUAUUCCUUUGGGUAAAAGAACAAAGCU